GGGACGCAGCGCACUCGGCGCUGGGCGUGGGACCGAGGGCGCGGACACAGACGGGCCGGGCCGCCGAGCUCCAGGGCAGCGCGCGUCCCGCCGCCGAGAGCCCCGACCCGCGGGAGCACUGCUCUGGGGCCCAGCGGCCGAAGACCCGUGGCGCUCUGCAGCGUCGCCAUGUCCUCGGUGUUCGGAAAACCCCGCGCGGGCAGCGGGCCGCAGAGCGCGCCCCUAGAGGUCAACCUGGCAAUCCUGGGGCGCCGCGGGGCGGGCAAGUCCGCCCUGACUGUGAAGUUUCUGACCAGGAGGUUUAUCAGCGAAUAUGACCCGAACUUGGAGGACACCUACAGCUCGGAGGAGACUGUGGACCACCAGCCCGUCCACCUGAGGGUCAUGGACACCGCAGACCCGGACACCCCCAGGAACUGCGAGCGCUACCUGAACUGGGCCCACGCCUUCCUGGUGGUAUAUAGCGUGGACAGCCGCCAGAGCUUCGAGGGCAGCAGCAGCUACUUAGAGCUGCUGGCCCUGCACGCCAGGGAGACCCAGCGCGGCUUCCCCGCCCUGCUGCUGGGCAACAAGCUGGACAUGGCCCAGUACAGGCAGGUCACCAAGGCGGAAGGCGCGGCGCUGGCAGGCAGGUUUGGUUGCCUGUUUUUCGAGGUGUCCGCCUGCCUGGACUUUGAGCACGUGCAGCACGUCUUCCACGAGGCGGUGCGAGAGGCCCGGCGGGAGCUGGAGAAGAGCCCCCUGGCCCGGCCCCUCUUCAUCUCCGAGGAGAGGGCCCUGCCCCACCAGGCCCCGCUCCCCACCCGGCACGGGCUGGCCAGCUGCACCUUCAACACUCUGUCCACCGUCAGCCUGAAGGAGAUGCCCACCGUGGCCCAGGCCAAGCUGGUCACUGUGAAGUCGUCUCGGGCCCAGAGCAAGCGCAAGGCACCCACCCUGACCCUGCUGAAGGGCUUCAAGAUCUUCUGAGGGCCCUUCUGGAGGAACCCUAGGUUCGGUGGCUGGGCAGGGCUGUGACAGGGACUGGCUUGUCACCACCAGCCUUUCUUUCAGAUGGACCAGUAGCCCUGGGCGUCUGGGACCAAGCAGGUUCCACUCAAUUCACUGUGUGGACUGCAGGAACAGACAGGAAUACUGUCCCAGUCCCUCCAGGCCUUGGUCUCCGUAGUAACCAUUGCAUCUGUGACCCUGGAGGAAAACAGCCACUGUGACAACCAGAGACCAAGGAUCAGCCAUAAGCAGGAAGAAAUGGCUGUGUCCUUUUACUGCUGUCGCCCUUCCCGCUCCAGCGGCAGCCAGGCCAGCUGUGGCCCCUACUAGACAGCUCUGGGCUGAUGCUCCGGGAGACCCUGAGAGCCUGCAGGAGAGAUGGCCGAGACCUUUGCGCCACCUGGUGGUCGGGAAAGGCAGGACACCGUAGGUAUUGGAGGCCAGAGCUUGGCCAGAGGGUGGUCUGAGCUCACAGAAGACCUAGGCAACACACCCCACAGUUGAUCCAAAGAAAAUCUAGUUUAAAUAAUCCUAUGAGACACUUUGGUGGGGCAAAAAAAAUCCCAGGAAAGGCUAUUUCCAGCCCUUUGCCUCUGGAUGCAGAUGGGAGAGGGCUGUGUGCUGUCCAGUGCGAGGAGCUCCUGACGUUUUUCACCAGCACGUGGAGGGCCCUUGUUCUCCCACCAUUAAGGACUCUGUCUACAGACCCUUAGGACCAGCCUCUUCAAAUGCAAUGAUCAAGGCUGCAGAGCAAAGCCGACCUCUGCAGGGACGGUUACGCAGAACCCGUGGUGCCCACACAGCAUAUCCAACACUGUCUGUGGGCCCCUCAGCCUGCCUGGAGGGAGGGACACAGUAUCUCCAUCUGUAGCCUGGCUCGGCAGGACCCAGGCCCCUCAGGAACAGGUCUGAGUGUGUAAAGGCCCCUUUUGUAAGAGAACCCAGAGCAUUUGGGGCCAACAAAGCAAUUUUUGUGUGUAAAUUACUUGGUGGUGUCACCAUGGUUUAUGUCACAACACCAUGACUCAGACUCAGGUCACUCUUUGGGUACCUCAAUGACAGCGAGAGAAAGCUGGGAGGCAGGUAACUCGAUCGUUUUCUAGCUGGUAACCACGGACCCUCAGCAGACAGCAGGUGAAGGCGAGCAGGUGGAAGGGUUGGGAAGGGCACUCUGAGCUGGAGUCCUGCUCCUUCCCCUCCCAGCAGUCCUAGGAGCUUGGGGUACAAACAAAAUUUCCAGCCCAGUCUCCAGCCCAUUCUGCAGAUGGAGAAGCUGAGGUCAGAGGGAGGCUGGAAACUGCCCGAGUGCACAUGCUGAGAGUCCUGGCCAGGCCUCCUAGCCCAUGGGCCAGCUACGG
Tupaia belangeri chinensis (Chinese tree shrew) is the source of this 2348-nucleotide messenger RNA. RefSeq names its product RAS like family 12 (gene RASL12). The transcript is spliced from 5 exons. Bases 169 to 969 code for a protein of 266 amino acids. Lineage: Eukaryota; Metazoa; Chordata; Mammalia; Scandentia; Tupaiidae. Gene Ontology annotation, molecular function: GTPase activity; GTP binding. The record is from RefSeq and is a predicted model, not a curated record.